Messenger RNA from Haliotis rufescens (red abalone), 3515 nucleotides. RefSeq lists its product as uncharacterized. NCBI's taxonomy places the organism in Eukaryota, Metazoa, Mollusca, Gastropoda, Lepetellida, Haliotidae. The transcript has 3 exons. Bases 867 to 1676 code for a protein of 269 amino acids. The record is from RefSeq and is a predicted model, not a curated record.
UACACAAUGGCCGUAAUAGCUUCAGGUCUCCUGGGGUGAUUGUAGGGCGGGGUUGAAGAGCUGAGGACUCCGGACAGGGCCGAACACUUCUGAGAGUCCGUUGAAGGAAAGUUCAAGCAGUAAUCACAGCUCUCGGCAGCUUUGUACAGCUACUGAAAGAAACGCAGGAUUUACAGCAUCCGAAGGAGGUGUGUAGAUCGCCUUUGUACUGUGCAACAGUCUCUGAUUAAUCCAGAGUUAGACAUGUUCAAUAAAACUUUGAUCUGAUGUAGCGGGGACGGCCACGAUAUACAGGAAGGGCAGGCUUUGAUGAUUGGAGGCCAAUUCUUGUUCACUGUUAGACUGAAAACGUGAACACUUCACACCUACAGACUGAUAGCCUCCCGCCAGUGAGCGCGGCAAACUCUCCAUGUCGUCUGCUCGGCUAUAUGUUGCGGGGACGCUCGCCUCUCGCGAGCCCAUCAUUGAUCAAUAGACAGAGUUUGUUAUGUAUGGAGGUAACACCGAUAUGAUUUAGAGCUUUAAAAGUAGCCAAGCUGGAACAGCGGACGGGCGCUUUAGCCAUUCGGUAUCGUCUGCUGCAAGGGCGACCACUUGCUCUCCGCUCGCGGGAAUUUGAACGGGCGUUUAUCUCGCUGCUACGUCACAGGGCAGGAGAGUCGUCAGCUUGUCAUGUGUUCGGUUGAAUGUCACAUCCGACUGGAGCACUUCUUAACUAGGUCAAAUUCCGACUACACCAUAUGAAGCGAAGCAUGUUGUGAACUGAUCACGGAUAACGGUGGAGUUUACUUUCCGGGGAUUUUCCAAUGCCUAGUGAGCGAGUGUGACGAAAUCGGUGUGUCCAGUCAUUCAAGUUUGUCAGCGACAUGGCCACGAAGUCGGAAAAGUUAGCUCUGUCUAUUUUCACCGCAGUUCUGUUGCUUGUGGGGUUUGGGCUAGAACUUUCGGGCUCGUUUGUCCCGAUGUGGACAGCCCCUGUUAAUAAAACAGAGGGCGAUGUGAGAUUUAGUCUGUGGACUCGCGUGGAGUGUUUCGAUACUAUUUGUACAACAAAACAGCUUAGAAUAAAGUGGGAGACAACCGAGUGUGUGGAAGAAAAUGGACAGGAAAAUUGCAAGAAAACGUCUGGAUACAAAACCAAGCCCAAAACUGAGUGCAGGAAGGCAGACUAUUGUAACAGUACUUGGCAUCACGAAGAAGAUUUCGACAGGGUGCCUUCUUUACUUAUGGUCUCCAAGUGUUUCGUGACGCCAGGAUUUGUGACGGGGUUUAUCGCCCUGAUAUUAUACAUCAUCAAAAUCAUCCUCAUGAUGCGGACCCAGGUCAAAACGUUACAUCUCAAGGCCGCGUACUUGACCUUCGCAGCUGUUGGAGGAGCUGCCGCUGGAGUAGGAGUGAUAAUAUUCUGUGCCAUGCUUGAUAAGGAUGUGUACAAGCUGGAAUGGGGACCCGCACUGCCAGGAGUUGGCGGGAUCCUGCAGUUGGGUGUGGCGUUUGGAGGAUAUCUCAGCUGGAGAGAUAAAUAUGGCGACGAUUUCGAUGACAUAAGUCUGUCAUCCGAUCGCCCCAUUGAGAAACCAACAAAAAGGAAAAGGGAUUACAUUGAUUGGGAAACGUCCAACAAUUCCGAAAUAUACCCCGCGUCUACCCCGCUACCUGUGACUUCAAACGUAUGACGUCAGGGGUCAUGUUACGUGUAAUACGCCAUUACAUAUGUGAUAAAUCACUGGACUACAGAGGUCGUAGUUGAAGAGAGGAUACGAUGGAAUGUAUCUGAUAUUGGUGCUGAAGAUGGACCCCGCAUCAAAUGCUUUUACGGGACCAUUAUUUAGACGCCAAAAUGUGUACAGGAGACGUAUUUCUUCCGUUCAGAACCGGGAGUUGGAUAUAUGUGUUUAAUGCUGCCAAUGAAAAGAUGAGGAUGAUAGUACAAUCAAAGGGACCAAAGACGUCAUAAAAGCAGGAACCGGCAGUUCUUCGACCUCUACCAAUCGGUGCCUCCCGCUACUCGGGCAAAUACAACAGCUCAUCCAUAGUUUUUAGUGGCCUGCGAUCCCGAAUUUUGACAAGAACGGUGCACCAUACAUGUCUUCCACUGCCCCCAAACGCACGGACAUUACGUGCGCGCAAUGUCUUCCUCAUUUCGAAGACAUUGACAGUUGACUGGUGGCAAGGUUAGACUCUGAAGUAUGCAGAGCUCAGAUGGUGGAUAUUUUUCAAGAAUAUGUGUAUAAUAAUAUAUCUGAUGUUUCAAAAGAACGUGGAAUUUGUAUCUGUUAAUGCUUAAUGGGUGUUUUUGGUUCACAUUUUGCCUUAUAUGGAAGCUGUUUUUGUCGUAGCCUUAAUGUGAGAGAAUUUUACCGUCCCGUGUCCAUCCGGGUUCCCUGACUCUGACAGAAGACCCAGAGUACCCGGAUGCCCCGUGUCUGAGAUGCUGCUAGUCGGCCAACUUGUAAUAGCUUUAGUCCAAACUUUGUAUUGAUAUGUCUCCGCUAAGUCUGGCAGUAAUCAUCUUGGUUAAUAACCUUUUGGAAUACACAUCCUGGCUUAUCCUGGCAUAUCCUGGCUUCAUACUUAGUGCGGGGAAUAAAAACUGGUGGAAUGCGUUAUAACGAAGAAUUCCAGAACAAAUCCCCGAUAUAAGGCAUUGGUACAGCAAUUGUUAUCAAGCCCGCAAUGAAAGCAGUAAAGGCACUUUAAGCGAUGUAGGAAAUACCUUUAACAGUUUUUUCCAAUCUCUGGGUCUUAAAAACGGAUAAUUUAUCCCUUAAUUUUUUUAAUUACCCAAUUUAUUUUCCAAUUUAAAACUUAAAUUGCCGCGUGAGCUGGAAGGGUAGUGUUUUGUGUCAGAAGUGUGAGAGAGGGAACCGCGAUUCGAAGGCAAUUCACGUUUCAACUGUCAUCUCCUUGGCUAUUAGAGAAGUAAUCGAAGAAAAUCGACAUUCCCCUUGCUGAGCAAAAGUAAAUAUUCUUGCUGCGUUUGACUGUCUUGAAGCUAAGCUUCUGUUAACAACCAAAUCUCCACACAAAUACUAUACAGCUCAUGACGAAGGAUCUCAACCUGAUUAAAGCGAAGAAGAGACAUUUGGAUCGGGUUUUUUCGUCAGUAAGAUACCAAAAGGUCAUUUGAGUAUUAAUUUGGUUCAUUUGAACAACGAACACGACUGCCUAAUCCCCAACAGUGACGCAUCGUUGCUGCCCUCUUUCAUAUCUACAUUACAUGUAGCACGCGCAGCAAUGGAGCUGAGCAAACCUGAUAAAGGUCAUGGCUGUAAGGCAGGAUAACUCUUGACAAUCGAUUGGAUACCACUGUCUGUUAUGUCUAUGAAUGUAAUCGAAGGUUACCUAGUCAUUAACCAUUCAUCGUUGAUUUCAGCGUUCGAAAUACCUGCCUGCCCGACCGUCCGAGACGGGUUGAUUUCAACUCGGGCUGUCAGAUUUUCAAAUCCCCCUGCCCGACGGUCGGGUUAUAUUUCAUAGGUGAAAAUAUUCUAAAUAUUUCCCGAUGAUAAGCA